This is a messenger RNA of Myxocyprinus asiaticus (Chinese sucker), 4408 nucleotides long. RefSeq names its product transmembrane protein 200C-like. Bases 459 to 2072 code for a protein of 537 amino acids. NCBI's taxonomy places the organism in Eukaryota, Metazoa, Chordata, Actinopteri, Cypriniformes, Catostomidae. The transcript has 2 exons. The record is from RefSeq and is a predicted model, not a curated record.
AUCAUCUCUCUGUUGUCCUCAGAUCAGAUGAGCGCUGCUGAGGGCGUUUGACGCGCGUUUGAGCAUCAUGCGAGGCGUCAUUCAUCUGAUUAACUGUUAAGAAGGCAAUUAUUCAAAUCCUGCAGCAGUUUUUUUCUGGAUUCGGGUUGCGGUAUCUUAGCAACAACACCCGGGAUUCAGCGUAACAACAGCUGCAGUAACAGCCGAACCUCACCCGAAACCGAGCCUGAACCCGAACCACCGAACUCUGGAUCAGAACCCCGGCGGGCGCGCGACACUCCCCAGAGAAGCGUGCGAGACAUUAACGGGAAUAUUCCUGACUGGAGUUACUGGAAACAGCAAACUUAUUUUUAUUUUAUACCUCAAAAUGGUCGCUUGUGAAGAGAAAAAGUUUGCGCUUGAUUAUCCGAAUGCGAAUUUAUUAGUCACAUUUCACGGAUGAAUAAUUGAGUGCCAUCAUGAUCGCCACAGGUGGUCUGCUGCGGAUCUCUGCGAGGAGACAAGACUCCCUCCGUGCCAAAAACCAUGCUGAAAACAAGCGCAAGAGGAAAGCAAAGAAAAAGAGGAAGAACGAAGUGGUCGUGGUGAAGGGAAAGCUGAACUUAUGUUCCAUACCUGGACUGGUCGCUGCCAUUGGCAUUCUUGUGCUGCUGGUUGGCAUCGCCAUGGCUGUGUUGGGCUACUGGCCCAAAGAGAGUUCACUGUACCCAGUACUGCUGAACACACCGAAUGCUCAGAGGUCCUAUGAGAACAGAGAAGCUGAACUAGUAAAUUUGACGGUCAAUAGUAAGUCUCGGCAUGAACUGGAUAAAAACUUCAGGAGCUAUAAUGGCUCCAGUGGGACCGCUGGAUUAAAUCCGCCCCAGUUAGGAGCAUUUGCUGUAUUUAUUAACAGGUACUUGUAUUCAGACAAGCUGAAAGUCCUAGGACCUUUGAUUAUGGGCAUCGGCAUCUUCCUGUUUAUUUGUGCUAAUGCAGUACUUCACGAGAACAGAGACAAAAAGACCAAAAUCAUUAACCUUAGAGACAUCUACUCAACUGUCAUUGACAUUCAUAGUUUGCGGAGCAAAGAGUCUGCCCCGCUAAAUGGGUUUGUGAACUAUACGCAAUCAAAAGAGACCAAAUCUAGCCUGUCACUUAGCGCUGGUACUUUGACCAAGGGCCCUUGGCCAUCUCCGGGCUCGGGUAGACAUGACCCAAGUAGCCUGAUUCCAUCACGAAGACCAUCUACAACCACACCUCGGGUCUCGUCUAUGGACAGAGAAACCUUUACGAACACGGUGUACAGUAUUUAUCAAGAUCAGAACAGUAUCAGUAUGGCAACACCUGAGCUAAAGCAAUGGGAGACUAGAACAAUUGUGUCAACGUCCAUCAAUGCUUUCACGCUUCCAAUGAUGAAACUCAACAAUCGAGGGACGUCUAAAAGAAGGUGGUCGGAUAAAACCGGAGAGGCCAAACAUGAGUAUUUGGACACGGAGGAAAUUUGCAGACGUCUGGAGGAUCUGGUGGCAUAUAGAAGCAUCACGAAAGCCAAGGUGGAGACUGCUCAGACUUAUCCAGAUCUUGUGCAAGACUCGGUGGAGGUUUACAAGAGUAGCGGCAGUUUGCAGGGAGCUCCACGUGUUUCUUUGCAGGGUUCCCAGGUGCAGCUUCUACCGCCAUCUUCGCCGGGCCGCAAUGCGACAGGAUCUCACCUGUCCUUGAGCGCUCUCUCGGACUACUCCAUGUCCAUUGAUCUGGGAAUAUGUCCGUCCACCCCUACAGAGCGGCAGGUGGUGCGAUCGAGACGCCUCAGCUGCCCUCGACUUGAGGUGCUCAGCAGCGGACGCUACACCAAACUCGAAGGUCUGGGGGGCGAGUCCUUCGAGUCCACAGACAAUGCAAUGUUUUGUCGCAAGAGUUUGGUUGAGAUUCUAGAAAAGGAUCAAGCUCAAACUGACCGAGAGAAGAACACCUCUGAUAGUCCAGAGUGUGCCGUGGUCAGGCAAUAUUCAAAGAAAGAAAAACUCAUCAUGGUUUCCCAAUCAGACACGACUUUAGAGGAUGUGGAAAUGGGCAGCGUAGAAAUUUAAAUAGAAUUCUGUGGACCUACAUGGUGGUCGUUCAAGACACUUGGCUGAUGCUGCUGUUAUGAAACUAAGAAUGGUUUCAUUGGGAUUACUUGCAAAGUUGGUCUUUAGAAUGCAAUCAAAAGUUGCAUCGAAAGGAAAUGCCAUAUUAAACACUGUCAGUGUGUUAGACCCAAAGGCUCUUUGGAAAAAUGAGUCUAUAAAACUGGUACCUUACGGAGUUACUGAGCAAAAACCAUGAGGAAAGGAACAGGCUCUGAUUCUAAGCAUGAUAGCACAGCUAUGCUUCACUAGAUUUAUACUUCAGUAGUAGAAUAUUUGUGGCUGUUUCUUUAGUUUAUCGGUGACGUUCGGAUGUCUGAGCAGCAUGUUUUAUACGGUCAUCUACUUGCACUUUUUUAAUAUCCAAAUUACUGAUUCUUUUUAAAAAUGGACUUGAUACAUAGCAAUAUCUGAUUUCAAAUGUUGACUGCUUGUGUGGGAAAUGCUUAUGUUUGCAUUUUGAAUCAGAAAUGUUAACUUGUAUGGUCAAAUCUUCUUUAUUUUUAGCUUUUUCUAGGAUAUGUCUUGUUUAGAAAUGUAAUGUUUUUCCACUUAAGUGAACUCGGAUCCAUGCAUUAGCACAGUGGUUCACAUAGUCCAGCAUUGUCUCAUAUAUAAUCCCAUUACGGUCUAUUUCAAAUAUGAGACGUUUAGGAAUGCUGUAGUCUGUCAGAUGAGUUUGGGGUCAGUUAAUUAAAGAUUAAUCAAUGGUGUUUGAUUUAUGGCCAGAUUGCUAAUAGCUCAAGUAAAGAACUAAUAUGUUCCAUUCAAAAUCAGAUCUAAUUAUUACUUGAUGUCUACGAUCUCCAAACAUUCUGAUGCCUAACGCUCAGAAGAUAACAUAUAAGCGAACAAAAUGGUAAUGCAAAAUUUCGCUUUGCAGAUGUUUGUUUUGCUUAUCAACACAGAAGUUGACCAAUGCUAGCAUCUGUUUUCCAAGUGUAUAAUAAAAGUGCGCUGCAAAAAACAAACAAAAAAACAGUUUUUGUCUUGUUUCACAGUAAAAAUAUCGAAACAUUCUUUAAACAAUAUACAUUUACUUCAGAUGCAAAAUGACAUAAGAGACGUUGUCUUGUGCUCAGAGAUAUCUAAGAACAUUUAGAUCGUUUAUGCUUAAGAAAGAUUGACGCUGACUAUCACACCUGGAGUCGCGAGUUCGAAUCCAGGGCGUGCUGAGUGACUCCAGCCAGGACUCCUAAGCAACCAAAUUGGCCCGGUUGCUAGGGAGGGUAGAGUCACAUGGGGUAACCUCCUCGUGGUGGCUAUAAUGUGGUUCUCGCUCUCAAUGGGGCAUGUAGUAAGUUGUGUGUGGAUCGUGGAGAGUAACAUGAGUCUCCACAUGCUGUGAGUCUCCGCGGUGUCAUGCACAACAAGUCACGUGAUAAGAUGCACGGAUUGACGGUCUCAGAAGCGGAGGCAACUGAGACUUGUCCUCCACCACCCGGAUUGAAGUGAGUAACCGUGCCACCAUGAGGACCUACUAAGUAGUGGGAAUUGGGCAUUCCAAAUUGGGGAUAAAAAAAAAGAAAAAGAUGGUUGCCAAUGGGGUAAGAAAAAAAAACUUGAUUCAAAAGGAAAACAAGUUUAUUUUUCUUACCCCAUAGGCAAAUAGUGUUUUCUUGUUUUAAGCAUAAACCACACCAAAGUUUGUUAGAUUUCUCUGUAAACAAGACUUAAUAUAUUAUGCCAAUCUGCUUCUCAAGUGUUUUUUUCUUAUUUUAAGGAUGUUUCGAUCAUUUUACAGAAAAUAGGACAAAAAUAUUCAGUAAGAAUAUUAUUUUGUUGCAGUGUGAAUGAGUUCGAGUAGAGUCCUGUUGCUCUUUUCCAAAUGGGAAGUUUGAAAUUCCGACGGUCAGAGUUAACUGGAACGCAGCCUGAUCUGUUUGGACAAGCAGCCCUUGAUGUUUUACGAACAAACACUUGUGUGGUAGUUUGUCUUUGUUACAGUGUUGAAAUGUUGUUGUAAACCGUUUUGAAUACUACCCAUUUUGUUUCCAUCUGCCUUUCAAUGGACCAAUCAAAUACUGCUAAUUAACAUAAUGAAUGCUAUUAAAACAGCAGUUAGACUUUCACUGAGCACAUGUGACUGUGUAUAAUAAGCCUCAAGGUUUGUGCUUACGUUACUGGUGUCAAUGUCUACAGAUAUGAUCAACACACUUCAAUCUUUCCCGAAAUAUAAACUCAAACUUUAACAUAACUCUCUAUGACUGUAUUUCAUUAUUCAGGUGCUUCAGAGAAGUAUGUCAGGCAUUAUUCACUCUAGACAUGCUGUGAAAAAUUGCUUAUUAAACUCAAGA